Ostrea edulis (European flat oyster) is the source of this 1913-nucleotide messenger RNA. Its product is annotated as E3 ubiquitin-protein ligase TRIM23-like. The record is from RefSeq and is a predicted model, not a curated record. NCBI's taxonomy places the organism in Eukaryota, Metazoa, Mollusca, Bivalvia, Ostreida, Ostreidae. Gene Ontology annotation, biological process: intracellular protein transport; vesicle-mediated transport. The transcript is spliced from 10 exons. Gene Ontology annotation, molecular function: zinc ion binding; GTP binding; GTPase activity. Gene Ontology annotation, cellular component: lysosomal membrane; cytoplasm; plasma membrane. Bases 53 to 1783 code for a protein of 576 amino acids.
GGACGUGAGACGAAUACUAGACGGACGGAAUGAGCGACUUCCGGAUGUCAAAAUGGCUUGUGGAACAUCGCCAAAUAUUGGGUUUUACAUGACAUGUGGAAGAUCAGGCGAUGAUUAUUCAGAUAAUACUAUAUUAGAGUGCAGAGUGUGUAAUGAAAUUUUCCGUUUCCAAGGAGACAAAGUUCCUCGACUCCUGGUCUGUGGUCACACUGUGUGCCACCAGUGUCUCACACGAAUUCCUCUCCAUGGCAAUGCACUGCAUUGUCCCUUCGACCGUCAGCCAACAGAAAUCGGAGACUCGGGUGUUUGGGGUCUGAAGAAAAACUUUGCUCUACUUGAACUCUUAGAGAAACUCCAGUAUCCUGUCACAAGUCACAACAACAAGACAAUCUUCUCGGAGGAGAGCUUAGCCAAAGAGAGACAAUUUGGUAUUCCAUGUGACGAGAAUGAGCUCCACACCGCCAUCGUCUUUUGUAUAGUCUGUUGUACUCACUUAUGUGUGGAGUGCUCAGAGCAGACUCACUCGACGAGAACACUCACAAAACACAAACGAGUCCCAAUAUCAGAGAAACCUCGAGAAAACCCCAAGUGUUCGUUUCACCCUCUGCAUCUUGUAGAAUUUGCAUGUUUGGAGGAGGAAUGUAAAAAUUCGCCACUGAUGUGUUAUAUCUGUAAAGAUUAUGGAAGGCAUGUUAAACACCGGCACACUCUCUUAGAAACGGAGGCAGAAAAUGUCCGUCGAUCCAUAACCAGUGCAGUCGUCCACGUCCGAUCGUUUGGAGAGGAAGUUGCUGAGUCAGCCAGGAAGUUGGGUCAAACUAUUCAGCAGGUUGAAGGGGGUGUACAAGUUAUUCACAAUGAUGAUGGUUCCAAUGGAGUUCAAGGGCUUCAGGGUACAGCAGAACUAUCCAGAGAAAAAAUCAAGGCCCACUUUGACGACUUACGUACCACGCUGAAUCGUCAGGAAGUCAUUGCCUUGACAACCGUAGAUGCCCACAUUCGAGAGAAGCUGUGUAUGUUGAGGCAGCAGCAGGAAGACAUGGCUACUCUUCUGUCCCAGGUGUCGGCUGUCUGUCACCAGUGUGAGGGCACCCUGCAGCAGGAUGAUACGAAAGUCUUGUUGGCAAAACAUGACGUGCAGACAUUGCUAGACACUAUACAGAAACAGCAGCAACAAUUCUCAGACAUCCCUGACCAUCUUCCACUGGAUCCAAACAUCCCAAUUACCUUUACCAAGGACAACCGAGUACAUAUAGGACCAAAGAUUGAAAUGCGGGUCGUGAUUUUGGGUUUAGAUGAUGCAGGGAAGACUAGUAUUUUAUUCAAGCUCAAAGAAAAUGAAUUCAUCACCACCAUACCUACCAUUGGCUUUAAUGUUGAGAGUGUAGAAUAUAAAAAUGUCAAGUUCACCAUCUGGGACGUCGGAGGUCAGCAGAAAAUUCGCCCUCUGUGGAAGCAUUACUUCUUCAAUACUCAAGCUGUCAUUUUUGUGGUAGACAGCAGCAACACAGACCGUCUCGCAGAGUCCUUUAACGAGCUCGCUAAACUUGUUCAGGAAAAAGAGCUGAAGGAAGCCUCACUACUCAUUUUUGCCAAUAAACAGGACGUGGAGAGCUGUGCGAGUAUCGAGACAAUCACGGAGAAUUUUGGUCUGUUUAAACUGUGUUGUAACAGAAGCUGGCACAUCCAGGCAUGCGAUGCUAAAAGUGGCUUCGGACUUCAGGAUGGCAUCGAGUGGUUGUCGCGUCAGAUGGUAGCCGCGGGAACGCCAGAGUAUGCCUGAUACACAGAGUCACGUAUUAGGAGCAGUAGAACUGAUUUUUGUUGUUAUUUGUAUACAGUUGUUAACAUUUUUAGUUUACCAUUAUUGCUUGUUUUUAUUUAUAUUGACAAUAAAAAAUAUAUUAAAAGAA